AGUUUUCCUGCUUUUCCCACUUUUCCAUCCCGGCUUCCUGGGAAGCGCUGUCGGGAAGCGAUUGCGGCGCUUCCCGCGGGGUCUGAUUCCCACCGGGAUUCGGGAAUCCGGGAUCCGAUCCCACCGGGAUCCGCCAGGACACGGGGAUCCCGCGGGAAGGGAAGGGAUGCUCCUCCGCUGACGCCCCCGCGGCUCUCCUGAAGAUGGCCGCCCUCCCUGAGCCCCCGGCGCGGCCCCGCAGCAGCUCCUGCCGCAGCCUGCCCAGCGCCCUGGAGGAGACCGACCGGGAUCCCCGGGAUCCCCUCCGGGAUCCCCUCCGGGAUCCCCUCCGGGAUCCGCGGGAGCAGGAGGAGACGCGCAUCCUCAAGGUUUGCUUCUACAGCAACAGCUUCAACCUGGGCAAGAACUUCAAGCUGGUCAAGUGCUCCGUGGGCACGGAGAUCCGGGAGGUGAUCCGCUCCAUCCUGGUCAGCGGCCGGAUCGGGCCGGACAUCCGCCUGUCCGAGUGCUACGGCCUGCGCCUCAAGCACGUCAAAUCCGAGGAGAUCCACUGGCUCCACCCCCUGCUGACCGUGGGCGAGGUCCAGGACAAAUACGAGUGCCUCCACCUGGAAGCCGAGUGGAGGUACGACCUCCAGAUCCGGUACCUGCCCCAGGAUUUCAUGGAGAGCUUCCAGGAGGACAGGACCACGCUGCUCUACUUCUACCAGCAGCUCCGCAGUGAGUACAUGCAGAGCUACGCCAGCAAGGUCAGCGAGGGCAUGGCGCUGCAGCUGGGCUGCCUCGAGCUCAGGAGGUUCUACAAGGACAUGCCCCAGAACGCGCUGGACAAGAAAUCCAACUUCGAGUUCCUGGAGAAGGAGGUGGGGCUGGAGCUCUUCUUCCCCAGCCAGAUGCUGGAGAACCUCAAGCCGCGGCAGCUGCGGAAGAUGAUCCAGCAGACGUUCCAGCAGUACGCGCUGCUGCGGGAGGAGGAGUGCAUCCUGAAAUUCCUGCACACCCUGGCCGCCUUCGCCCCCAUCGACCAGGAGAGCUUCCGCUGCCAGCUCGUCCAAGGAUGGAACAUCACCGUGGACCUGGUCAUCGGCCCCAAGGGCAUCCGCCAGGUGACCAGCAAGGACGCCAAGCCCACCUGCCUGGCGGAAUUCCGGGAUAUCAAAUCCAUCCGGUGCUCCGCCGCCGAGGACGGGCAGGCCCUGCUGCAGCUGGGGCUGGGCGGGACCCCCCAGUCGCUGUCGGUCAAGACGUCGUCGCUGGCCGAGGCGGAGAACAUGGCCGACCUCAUCGACGGAUACUGCCGGCUGCAGGGCGGGUCCGAGGGCUCGCUCAUUGCCUUCCCCAGGAAAGAUCGUGAGAAGAGGAUCAGCCUCCCGCAAAUCCCGGCCCCGAAUCUCGGCGAGAAGCAUUCCACGCUUUCCCACAGCGUCAGCGCCGAUUCCGAGAUUUACGCCGAGAUCCUGGACGAGUCCUCGAGGCCGAGAUCUGGAAUCCAGCACUUCGGGAUCUCCCGGGACGCCGUGGAGCUGGGCCGAAUCCUGGGCGAAGGAUUCUUCGGAGAGGUCUACGAGGGAACCUACACCACGCCCAGCGGGGAGCGGAUCAGCGUGGCCGUCAAGAGCUGCAAGCAGGACUGCAGCCCCGAGAACCGGGAGAAGUUCCUCAGCGAAGCCGUGCUGAUGAAGAAGCUGGACCACCCCCACAUCGUGAAGCUGAUCGGCAUCGCUGAGGAGGAGCCCACCUGGAUCAUCAUGGAGCUCUAUCCCUACGGAGAGCUGGGUCAGUACCUGGAGCAGAACCGGCUGGGCCUGGCCGUGCCCACCCUGGUGCUCUACGCGCUGCAGGUCAGCAAGGCCCUGGCCUACCUGGAGGCCGUCAACUGCGUCCACAGGGACAUCGCCGUCAGGAACAUCCUGGUGGCCUCCCCAGACUGCGUCAAGCUGGGCGACUUCGGCCUCUCCCGCUACAUCGAGGACGAGGAGUACUACAAAGCCUCCAUCUCCCGCCUUCCCAUCAAGUGGAUGUCGCCGGAAUCCAUCAACUUCCGGCGCUUCACCACGGCCAGCGACGUCUGGAUGUUCGCCGUGUGCGUGUGGGAGAUCCUGAGCUUCGGGAAGCAGCCGUUCUUCUGGCUGGAGAACAAGGACGUGAUCGGAGUGCUGGAGAAGGGGGAUCGGCUGCCCAAGCCCGACCUCUGCCCGCCCGUCCUCUACACGCUGAUGACGCGCUGCUGGGACUACGACCCCGGGGAACGGCCCCGGUUCCAGGAGCUGGUCUGCAGCCUCAGUGACAUCUACCUGAUGGAGAAGGAGCUGGCCCAGGAGCAGGAGAGGAACAACCGACACCGCCCUCCCAAAAUCCUGGAGCCGCCGGAAUUCCAGGAGCCGCCCCCCAAGCCCAGCAGGCCCAUGUACAAGCCGCCAUCCCAGAAUAAUCUCCUGGCUCCCAAGCUGCAAUUCCAGCUGCCGGAGGGGCUCUGUGCCAGCUCGCCCGCCCUCGCCAGCCCCGCCGAGUUCCAGAGCCCGGCGCGCUCCCGGCGCUCGCCGCCCCCCGGCCGCCACCACGGCUUCAAGAGGCGCAGCGUCAGGGAGGAGGAUUUCCAGCGUCCCUCCAGCCGGGAGGAGGCGCAGCAGCUGCUGGAGCUGGAGCGGCUGCGGGUGGAGCAGGCCAUGGAGCGCCAGCAGAAGGAGAUGCUGGAGGAUCACCGAUGGCUCCGCCACGAGGUCCAGAGCCUGGAUCCCAAGGUGUUCCUGAACAACAACAUUCCCCCGCUGCUCCCGGAGAAGGAGUCGGAUUACACGCAAUUCACGGGGCCCCCCCAGAAGCCUCCAAGACUUGGGGCUCAGUCCAUCCAGCCGGCGCCCACGGCCAACCUGGACCGCACGGACGAUCCGGUCUAUGGGAACGUCAUGGAUCUGGUGCGGGCCGUGCUGCAGCUGAAGAACGAGAUCGGCCAGGUGCCGCCCGAGGGAUACAUCCUGGUGGUCAAGAACAUCGGCCUGUCCCUCCGCAAGCUGAUCGGCAGCGUCGACCACGUCCUGCCCGACCUCCCGCCCUCCUCCCGCACCGAGAUCGAGGGCACCCAGAAGCUCCUCAACAAGGACCUGGCCAACCUCAUCGGCAAGAUGCGCCUGGCCCAGCAGAAUUCCGGCACCUCCCUGGGCGCGGAAUUCCGCCGGCAGAUGCUGACGGCCUCGCACGCCCUGGCUGUGGACGCCAAGAACCUCCUGGAUGCCGUGGACCAGGCCAAGCUCCAGGCACGGCUGGUCAAGCCCUGCUCGGAAUGACGGAAAGUUCCGGAAAAAAGCUCCGGAAAGUUCCGGAAAGUUCCGGAACCGGUUUCUCCGUUGUUUUUUUUUUGGGGGGGGUUUUCCCGCUCUUCUUCCUCCUCCUCCUUCCCGUUUUUCCUCCUCUUCCUCGCCCUCCUGCCGCUGCAGCCGCCGCGUGUGUGUCCAAGUGUCGCGUCGCGCUUCGGGAGGUUGGAGGCAUCUCGGGGGGGUUUUUUCCUUGGGGAAAAAAAUGGAGGUUUUGGGGGUUUUUCUUUGGGAAAAAUGGAGGUUGGACAAAAAUGGAGGUUGGACAAAAAAUGGAGGUUUUGGGGUUUUUCCUUGGAAAAAAAAUUGAGGUUGGAAAAAAUGGAGGUUGGACAAAAAAUGGAGGUUUUGGGGUUUCUCCUUGGAAAAAAUGGAGGUUGGAGAAAAAAUGGAGGUUUUGGGGUUUUUCUUGGGAGAAAUUGAGGUUUUGGGGUUUUUCCUUGGAAAAAAAUGGAGGUUUUGGGGUUUUACUUGAAAAAUUGAGGUUUUGGGGGUUUUUCCUUGGAAAAAAUGGAGGUUGGACAAAAAUGGAGGUUGGACAAAAAAUGGAGGUUUUGGGGUUUUCCUUGGAAGAAAUGGAGGUUUUGGGGGUUUUCCUUGGAAAAAAAUGGAGGUUAGAAAAAAUGGAGGUUGGACAAAAAAAUGGAGGUUUUGGGGUUUUUCCUUGGAAAAAAAAUUGAGGUUUUGGGAGUUUUCUUGGGAAAAAUGGAGGUUUUGGAGUUUUACUUGAAAAAUGGAGGUUUUGGGGGUUUUUCUUUGGAAAAAAAAAUGGAGGUUGGACAAAAAAUGGAGGUUUUAGGGUUUCCUUAGAAAAAAUGGAGGUUAGAGAAAAAAUGGAGGUUUUGGGGUUUUUCUUGGAAGAAAUGGAGGUUUGGAGGUUUUCCUUCGAAAAAAAUGGAGGUUUUGGGGUUUUACUUGAAAAAUUGAGGUUUGGGGGGUUUUUCCUUGGAAAAAAUGGAGGUUGGACAAAAAUGGAGGUUGGAAAAAAAUGGAGGUUUUGGGGUUUUUCUUGGAAGAAAUGGAGGUUUUGGGGUUUUUCUUGAAAAAUGGAGGUUUUGGAGUUUUACUCGAAAAAUGGAGGUUUUGGGGGGUUUUCUUUGGAAAAAAAUGGAGGUUUUGGGGGUUUUCCUUGGAAAAAAAUGGAGGUUUUGGGGUAUUACUUGAAAAAUGGAGGUUUGGGGGGUUUUUCCUUGGAAAAAAUGGAGGUUGGACAAAAAUGGAGGUUGGACAAAAAAUGGAGGUUUUGGGGUUUUUCUUGGAAAAAAUGGAGGUUUUGGGGGUUUUCCUUGGAAAAAAAUGGAGGUUUUGGGGUUUUUCCUUGGGAAAAAAAUGGAGGUUUUGGGGUUUUUCCUUGGGAAAAAAUUGAGGUUUUGGGGUUUUACUUGAAAAAUGGAGGUUUUGGGGUUUUUUCCUUGGAGAAAAUGGAGGUUGGACAAAAAUGGAGGUUGGAGAGAAAUGGAGGUUGGACAAAAAAUGGAGUUUUGGGGUUUUUCUUGGAAGAAAUGGAGGUUUUGGGGUUUUCCUUGGGAAAAAAAAUGGAGGUUUUGGGGUUUUACUUGAAAAAUGGAGGUUUUGGGGUUUUUUCUUGGUAAAAACGGAGGGUUUGGGAUUUGCUUGGAAAAAAUGGAGGUUUUGGGGGUUUUUCCUUGGAAAAAAAGUUUUGUGGGUUGGGUGGGGGAUCCGGCGGGAUCCAUCUCGGCGCAUCCAGGGAUCCAUCCUGGGAUGGCCGCGGGCGGCUCGGCGGGACGGGGACCUGGAGCGUGCCGGGAGCCGAGGGCAGCACGGAUUCUUUUUUUGGGGGGAAAUUCCCGGAAUUCGCCGUUUCCUUCUCCCCCCCUCGGAGGUUGGACAGAAGAAUUUAUUUCACGACGGCUUCCGGAACCUUCGGAAUUUUGGGAGAUCGGUGCCUCUUCCAGCCGCGUAAUUCCCAAAUUUUUGUGCUCCGGCGGGGUUCGCGCUUCCGGUUUUCCCCCGGCGUUUUUCCUGCAGUUUUUUUGUUGUUUUUUUGGGGUUUUUUCCCCCCAGCUGAGAUAAACUGUGCGCCAAAUCCUG
Haemorhous mexicanus (house finch) is the source of this 5363-nucleotide messenger RNA. RefSeq names its product protein tyrosine kinase 2 beta (gene PTK2B). NCBI's taxonomy places the organism in Eukaryota, Metazoa, Chordata, Aves, Passeriformes, Fringillidae. Bases 204 to 3284 code for a protein of 1026 amino acids. Gene Ontology annotation, cellular component: cytoskeleton; focal adhesion. The record is from RefSeq and is a predicted model, not a curated record. Gene Ontology annotation, molecular function: ATP binding; protein tyrosine kinase activity. Gene Ontology annotation, biological process: protein phosphorylation; signal complex assembly. The transcript is spliced from 32 exons.